Molecule: messenger RNA, 1248 nt
Organism: Protobothrops mucrosquamatus (brown spotted pit viper)
Lineage: Eukaryota; Metazoa; Chordata; Lepidosauria; Squamata; Viperidae
Gene: MRPL45
Product: mitochondrial ribosomal protein L45
Exons: 8
Coding region: 16-876 (286 amino acids)
Cellular component (GO): mitochondrion
Source: RefSeq, a predicted model, not a curated record
AGCGGCACUUGCAAUAUGGCGGCUUGCAUGCGGCAAAGCAUAGCUAAGGGGGUAACGUGUUUACUGAAUGCUGCCCGUUUUGCCCCAUCUUCUCUUGUGAUCCCAGUGAGGACCAAAAAAAGACUUAGACUUCCCCCUAGGAGCUAUGAUUCUAUGGAAGAACAGCAAAAGCAGUUAAAAGCUGCAGGAAUUGCGAUGUCUGAAGAAAAGAUGGCACAGUAUAUCACUAUUACCUGCACAAGGGGGAUCUUUGACCCUUACAUUCCUCCAGAAGGAGAUGCCCGCAUGUCAAUGCUGUCAAAGGAAGGUCUAUUGCAAAGGACAGAGAAACUGAGGCAGACUGCAAAAUCUUACACAGCAAUCCGAAAAAUAAGGGAGAGUGAUCGUGACUUCCGCAUCAAAACCUUUGCAGAAAAAGCCCAAGAAAUCUUUAUUGAGGCACACAAUAAUCUGGCCAAUUUAAAUGAGGAGAAGCUUCACUCUCUAGUGACUGAACACUGUUACCCGGAAAUGGUGCAAGGAAAUGAAUGUAAGACCAUUCGGUGGAGUUUUCUAGAGUCAUUGGAGCCUCCUAGAGUGGUCCAUGUGCGAUGCCCAACUAUGCUGAACGAGGAUCUUCUGUAUGGGCAAGUGACAGUUCGAAUUCACAUUCGGCAGAUUUUGGCUAUCUAUGAUCAGUUUGGGAGAUUGAUGUAUGGAAGUGAACAGAUACCGAAGGAUGUUCUGGAAUACGUUGUGUUUGAGAGACAUCUGCUGCACAAAACUGGCCAUUGGAGGUUACAUGACAAGAUCGUUCCGUCAUGGGCUCCUCCAAAAGAUCCCCUAACCAAGACUGUUAUGAUCCCAGGACUAAUCCCGACACCUUCAGAAGCAUAGGGAAGAAUCAUCAAGAGGUGCCAGAUCCACAGACUUAAUGCGACAAAUAAUAAGACGAAAAAAUGAAACAGGAAGGCAGAAUUGGAUAUGUUGGGCGAGCUUCUUAUGUGUAAUGACUCUAGUUAAGUUAUGAAGUAUAUAUCAAGCUAUAUGAUCCCUACAUUACUCCAUUUUUCAGUCUUCCUUGCUAAAAUAAUUGAUGUAUACUUUGCAAUAUUGAUUGUAUAUUGUUUCUUUUUGAUCAAUAAAGUAAUAGAUUUUAAGAUAUAAAACCUAAUAAACUUUUAUUUCACAAUCCACUGGAAUACCAAGAGGGUCAGGAGCUUUAUCUGAUUUCAUAGAUGUAAUGAUAGUAACAUCUAUUUGAUAGUA